Messenger RNA from Sardina pilchardus (European sardine), 3265 nucleotides. Its product is annotated as leucine-rich repeat, immunoglobulin-like domain and transmembrane domain-containing protein 1. Bases 134 to 1396 code for a protein of 420 amino acids. NCBI's taxonomy places the organism in Eukaryota, Metazoa, Chordata, Actinopteri, Clupeiformes, Clupeidae. The transcript is spliced from 2 exons. The record is from RefSeq and is a predicted model, not a curated record. Gene Ontology annotation, molecular function: protein binding.
CGUGAAGUAGGCAAAGUUUGACGUGAUGAAGCGUUGGGUUGCUGUUCUAAGCGUUUUCUACUACAGCGAGGACCACGAAUCGGCAGUCAACUGAUGGUGCAUCUCUUUGAGGGCAAGCAACAGGUUCUCAGCCAUGCCAACAAAAGGGAUAAUGCCACUCUUGGCUAUUCUUCUUCUUCUGUGCCCGCUGCUGCUGACAGAGGGCAGUGAAAAUGACUGUGAGUGUCCCGCAGCAGCAACAGUUUUGUCCGAGUUCCCAGUCAGGGUGGCAGGUGGAGCCUGCUGCCUCAACUACUCCGGCUCUGACUUUAGCCACGUUCAGUGGGACGUGUUCUCGUCUCAAGCUGCCCUCCGGACUCUCGACCUGUCUCACUGCAACAUCAGCCAGAUCCACCUCACGGAGAAGGGAGGCACGCCAGCCGUGCUACAGAACCUCUACCUGGGACACAACGGCCUCUCUGCCCUGCCAGAGAGCUUCCUGACCAACGCCUCAGGUCUGAGGGUGCUGGACCUGAGCAUGAACCGCCUAGAAGGGUUACCAGAGUGCUUCCUGGAGGGGUCGGAGGAGCUCCAGGAGUUGGACCUGAGAGGCAACCGCCUCACGGCCAUCUCCAGCAGCCUCCUGGUCAGACAGGGCUGGCAGCGGCUGGGACUGUCCGACAACCCCUGGGCGUGCACGUGCUCUCUAGUGGAGGGGCUUCAAGGUGACGGCCUUCACAACAGCACCGGCGGCAGCAGGCUGGCGGACGCGGUGGGGAAUCUGACCUGCGCCUCCCCCCGGAGCCUGGCUGGCCAGAGCGCGUGGUCUUUGCAGCGGACGGACGUCUGCGCCCCGGCGGGCCUCACCGCCCUCUUCAUCCUGCUGCCGCUGCUGGUGCUGGCCCUGCUGGUGCUCUGCUGGUUCUGCGGCCGAAAGAGGAAGAGGAAGGAGAGCGCGGCCUUCGGCCUGACAGGAAAGAAGGGCUCCGGCCGGGGCGGCCAGCGGGCGGACUGCAACGGGCAGCGUUGGCACCACUCCAAGCACGCUCCCGUCGGCGAGCUGGCUGUGCCCAGAGAGGGCAGCAAGGACGGCAUCAUGAAGAACCAGCUGCUGCUGCGCCCCUCGUCCGCCCUGUUGGGCAGCACGCGGGACAUCUACGAGGAGGUGGAGAUCCGUCUGGGCUCGGUGGAGUCCCUCACCCGCCCGCCCUCCUCCAUCUCCACCGAAAAGCAAGAGCCCCAGGAGCUGGGCAGCAAGCCUGACCUGGAGACCGUCAGCGUGACGGAAGUCAUGAAGGACUCGGCUGACCGGGAGAAGGCCUACCUGACCCAGUCCACUGAGUACUAUAGCCUGGUGCCAGGCAUCGAGAUCGAGGACUCUGACCACGGCGAGUAUGAGAGUGUGGAUCUGUCGUGACCCAAGCCAAUGCCAAAGGGAUUUGUUUUCAUUUUUUAUGUACCCGUGUCAUCUAUUUUGACGUUCUGGUCAAAGAGCUGGUUGUUUGACAUCAGGAGGGACCAACUGAUCUCUGGGAGUGUCGUCCAGGAACUGGAGCAGCAUAAUCCUGUCAGUUGUUCCGAGUGAAGUUCGGAGUGCUAAUAAGGAGUCUCCACUGUCAAGGGGGCAUUCCAGACGGCAAGGGCUAUUGUUUGGCCACAUUCAGAGUGUGAGAACCAUUCAGCUGAGAUUGUAGGUAAACUCAUAAUUAACCCUUUAAAAACACUGACUGACGAAUAGUGAAAUGGAAUACCUUUCCUUAUUUUGUUCCUCUGAGACACUGCCAGAGUGUGAAGGUCAAAAUAUGUAUAAUGAUUGUUUUUUUAAUGUUGUUUUGAACGCGUAUCUACUUUGACUUAAGUUGAGUGUCUGAGGUAAUGGUGCUAAAUGGGAUUUAUAGCAAGUACCAUUGAUAUCAAGAUGACCAAACCAUUCCACUGUGACUGAUUUAAAGGAGGUCCUGAUUUGUGUUAUGUAAACGUUAUAGAAAAGGAAAGCCUGUAACCAACCAACCAAACAAACAAAAACUCUUUGUGCUCUUUCCUGUCCAGUAAGUGCUGUUGGUAAGGACAGGCACUAUAGGUUGAUGUCAUCUAUUGUUUUAGAAGUCCAGCUCACUGCCUGUCAGCGACCACUCUUUCCUGUGGAAGACGGGUCCCAGGUCCUCCAACAUAAGAGCAGCUACAUCUGUUCUGAUAUUCAAAGCCACGCGAAAAAGAUAAAUGCUGAAAACAAUGGCUGCUCCACUGAUACCAUCUGAGAGACGCAGAAUGUGCACACCACAUCCGCAUAGGUUGAUAAGGCAAGUAUUAGUGAGGGGCUUAACAUACGUGUAACGUGAACACACACACUCAGGGGGCUCUGACAAUGAGAUUGGACACCACAUUCCAGUGACCUACAGUUGUACAGAAGGAGCUGUGCGUAACCAGUUGCGUUCAUGCAGAGCAGAUGUACCAGCAUAUGAAAAACCGCAGACCUUGUUAGAACACAUUUGGUGUGUACAGAUAAGAUCUGUUAUGUCAUCAGGUUGGCUUUGCAAAGAAGCUCAAGUAAGCUCAUUUGAAUGCUGACAGAGAAAGAGAAAACGAUGGACAGUGACAUUCUCAGGGGUUGUAGCCUGUAGUCAAAUUUGUUAGGCGUAGCUCUCUUUCUCUCUAACACCAAUGCACUGUUUGUAGUGGAUGUAGGAGGAGAAAGAAGAAUCACUGGAUGUGUGGCACAUGUGUACCUUAACAUACACACACCCAUAUAGCAAUAAUGCCAUUUCUCUUAUAUGAUCUUAAGCAAGGUAAGACUAAGCAUAUUCAAUAAUGCUGACUUGUAGUGACAGCUUGAAUGUAAAGAGUGAUAUGCAACUCAUGUUCUUGUGCAUCAUUUAUUUUUCCAGUCCUGUCUACCAUUACUUAACUUAGCAAGCACAAUGUGUGAUUCUUAACAAAUGUUCUUUGUCUCAGUUAGACAUGCGUCUUGAGCUACACUGUUGUGUUUUUAGUCACACUUUGUUUAGUCUAGUUUGAAUUAAUUAAUUUAAUUCUGCAUAUAAACAAUGUUGCUUUUUAGUUAUUUUUAAACAAACAGUAUGUGACCUUUUUUCUGUUCAAUUCUGGUCAAUUAGAUCCAUAAAUAGAGGAGUCAAUACAGGGACAAGAUACAAACAAGACCAAAGUACACAGUAUGUAAACAGUGCAAAGGGAGCUGGUUGAAAUGUCUGUUGGCACUGACUGAUUGUGGGAGUAUUUGGUGCAAGGAUAUUUAUUUGUGGCUUUUUAAAUAAAUUACUUUAUUUGU